UGAAUGGUCGCGAUACGAGGACGAGAGCCUGAGGAGCGCUGGGCUUCCGGGACAGGACAAUCCGCGAGGGCGAUUCGAAAUCCGCUGCCUCGUCCGUGCGCUCGUCCACGAUCGUCUCUCGGCGUUGUCGCGUACCCGCGACCGUCAUCGCCGUCGUCGCCGCCGCCGCCGCCGUCGUCGUCGAUCCGUCGAACGAUCGCGAUAGAAUCACGCCGAUGCGUCGGGCGCUGCGCGUUCCUCGCGAGUGCUGCUGCAGUUGUAGUAUCGAGAGCGGCACGAUCUCGUUGUAGAGCGCGUUCCUCGCGCGGGCUCCUACGCGUACUCCCGCCUGACUCGAGGACAAUAACGGAGUCGGAGUCGUCAGCAUCACCGCCGCCGUCGUCGCCGCCGCCGCCGCUGUCGUCGUCGUCGUCGUCGACCGCCGCGUGCAUCCCGCCCCCGAUCCGCUUGGCUCCAUUAUCCCGGCGACACCGUCGCCGCGCCGAGGCGCCGAGGGAACCGUCUCGCGGCUCUUGCAUCUGAAGCAGCGGCGGACCGGU
Wasmannia auropunctata (little fire ant) is the source of this 539-nucleotide messenger RNA. Its product is annotated as myb-related transcription factor, partner of profilin-like. The record is from RefSeq and is a predicted model, not a curated record. NCBI's taxonomy places the organism in Eukaryota, Metazoa, Arthropoda, Insecta, Hymenoptera, Formicidae. The coding region runs from base 4 to 522 and encodes 172 amino acids. The transcript has a single exon.